GUCUCUCGCUUUCGCCUCUUUCUCCCCUCUAAUCACCCCCGCAAUUUGUCGCCAUCAAUUUGUUCUUAUCUGGUGAACGGCGUUUGUGAGGCCGGGUAUCCGCAGAAACGCCCACCACGCUCGACUUCACCGUCUCGAGCUUAACUUUGGCUGUUUGCUUCCGAUGGAGCUCUCCCUCGUGGCUUCUGCCGCUUUCCCGCCGGCCCUCGUCUGUCAGGAGCAUCAUAGGGGCUCCAAGGAAUUUCAAACUCUGCUGCCACUUCAUGGUAGAAAACAAGAUCCAUCAAGAUCUGUUUCCAUUGAGUUUAAUGGACAGCAUUUUGAGAAUUUCCAGCAAUCAAUGCCUCUAUUGUUACAGAAAACCAAAUUAGUGAGACUGUCUCAAAUGAUUGGAAAACCUGUGCUUGUUGAUGUCCAAGGUUCACACCUUGACUCGGUGCUUUUGAGUUUUGGAAUUGUGGAGAAGUGUAUGAAAAAUGAGAAGAUACUAAAGUUACUUGCAGAAGGUGAAGACCUUGCUGCUUCUUUACUUUCAGAAGUUAUGACGCUCGAUGUGUUGCCUUCCCCACAUUUGAAUGACAAACUCUCUCUCCAUGAGGCUGAGAUGGAUGAUUCUUGGGAUCCUCUACAUAUACAAAAGCAGAUCUAUACCCCAAAGCCUCUGUUGUAUUUUGUUGGGAAUUCAUCUGAUACUAAAUACUACACGGUACAUCCAGAUGGAAGGCUCUUGUUUGCAGACAGUGUAGCUCAAAUGGAAGAUCUGCUGUCAAUUGUUACAGAGUUUAGUCUACCAAAACGAACAAUAGUUGGCAUUAAGCAAUUGUUGCUAGUCCCCUACUUCACAAGCAGGAGAAGCCAUGGACGUUCACAAGCUCACAAACUGGUGUCUUCUUCGAUAGGCGCUCCUCCGAAGAGCCCAGAUAAUAUUAAGCUGAAAAUGCUGCCUAAGAAGAAAAAGAACCAAAAAGUCGGAAGAGACCUUUAUAAGAGGAACUAUUUUCAUGCAUGUGAAAGCCUUCUUUCUGUUAUUCUAGACAAGGGGAGCAGCAAAUCCGUCCUCUCUCUAAAGAAAUCAGCCUCUGCCAUUAGCCACCUACUUACACAAAUCUCUGCAGGAAUUGCUGGUACUGGCCUUGCUGUCAUUCUCUCUGUUUUGUGCAAACUGGCUUGGGGAAGGUCACCCUUCUGCUUCUCCAGGCUAUUUCAUACUGCAUUUGGGUUUGGGCUUUUCUGGCUUUCAUGCGCCAUUAAUGGCCUGAGAGACACCAUCAUUUACAUUAGCAGAAACUCAAUCAGGCUGAAUCUUGAGGAGGAAGAGACAACAAGCAUGGUGAAGAGAAGCAUGAAUAAGAUUCUCUUUAGAGCUGCAAUUUUGGUAGCUGUGGCAUUGUUUAGAUUCGCGUAAAGAUUCUUGACAUGUUCUUAUUGCGUAAAGAAUCUAAAUUUUGCAGUUAUUAGGAAUAUUAUCCUGUUAGGUUGUGUAAAAAAAAAAAGUAAUUAGUGGUCUAAAACCAUGUAAAAAAAUUGAGUUUCUUACAUGUAUCGAGCGACUUGUGUUUGUAUUCUC
Messenger RNA from Musa acuminata AAA Group (dessert banana), 1567 nucleotides. RefSeq lists its product as uncharacterized. Lineage: Eukaryota; Viridiplantae; Streptophyta; Magnoliopsida; Zingiberales; Musaceae. The coding region runs from base 164 to 1405 and encodes 413 amino acids. The record is from RefSeq and is a predicted model, not a curated record. The transcript is spliced from 5 exons.